This is a messenger RNA of Symbiodinium sp. CCMP2456, 1353 nucleotides long. The record is from the annotation of a GenBank genome assembly. Lineage: Eukaryota; Dinophyceae; Suessiales; Symbiodiniaceae.
AUGUUCGAGAGAGAUGUGCUUGCACGCCCAAGCUCUGGCUUUCCAUCUGCUGUGAAGGGCUGGGUAUCAGCGGGUAGGUUGUGCAGUGGCAGAGAGCUGACUCCUGACAUCGCAUGGCUGGCAGAGCAGGUGACCCUGGCCUCUGGCAAGGAGGCCAGAGAGAUGCUGAAGAGGACACGCGCUGUUGUGUGCAUGCUUGGUCAGGUGGAAGUCACAGCAGCAGCAGGGGACAAGGUCGCUGACCUCAGGCAACAGAUCGCAGAAAAACUGGACCAGCACCCAAGGUGCGUUGAAUUGAAUCACGCUGGGGGCGUGCUUGCAGAUGAGCAGAUCGUACCAGACUCUCAAAUCACUGUGGUUCUCGUGCGGUUGCCGUGGAUUGGUGCCGACCCGGACCAAGUAAAAGACCUCGAUGGUGGUGAAUUUGUCAUCGAAGCAGACGUAAGGAAGGGCAGCAAAAUCAAUGCUUUGUGCGAGGUGGGCUUCAGCAGUGGCACCGAGUACUUUGAAGUUGAGGUCCUUGAGGGUUCGGGUGCUUUCAUCGGGGUCACCACCAGGAAUGGCUUUCUGGGAGGUUACAAGAUCAAGGGCCUCUUCUUCGGUGGGCCGGGCAACCUGAGCGACGGCAGCGGCGGCUUGCGGACGCAGUUUGGCGAACAGGUGAAGGCAGGUUCCGUCAUUGGUGUGGCCUUGGACCUGACGGAUGAGUCGACCGUCUCGGUGACCUUCUGGGAAGGAGAUGUUUGCCUCGGAGAAGCUUUCAGAGGAUGUCCGCGCCAGCCAGGAGCCAUGGUGUUCCCAGCUGUGUGUGCAAACAAGGUCCAGGAUCGUUUCAAGCUGUCUUUGCGGCGGAAUCCACGCAAGCAGACACUCAAGACACCCCAUCCAGCAAUUGGAUGUUGGGAUUUGCAGCGGUUGGUCGUUGCAGGUGAGACUGUGAGCUUGGAUGCCGCCUUGGCAGUGAAAGGAAAGGGCAAGGGCAGGGGCUAUGCAGUGGAUGCAGAAGCACCACCUGAAAUGGGCAAUAUCAUCAUGAAUUUGACAGAAAAGCCAGGCACGCCACUCUUCCGACUUUCGCUAAAGUUGGGCAACACCCUGAUGACGAGCGUGCAAACUAACAGCGGUCCGAUCGGUGCCGAAGAGAUCCAGCUGGGCAUGGUCGCGGGAACCAUGGUCAUGGCACCGCCCCCACUAAUGGACUUGGAGCAAACCUUUUCCAAGGCCCUGCCGUUGAUCACCAGCUGGAAAGUCACCACGGACAGCCUGCAAAUGCGUGGUGGAGAUGUUGAAAUCGACUUCCGUCACUACGAUGCCCCUCCUGAGGAACCAGUUUCCAGUGUUACGCUUCCAUAA